AUGUCCGCUGAGAAGAGGGACUCGAAGCGUCGCUGUGCUUCCAAGAAGGCAUACUACGAGCGCCACAAGGAGCGUCUGCGAGAGGAAGCGCGUCGGAGAGCAGCGCAAAAAAGGGACGAAGGCACCAAAGUAGCCCAGCGUCAAUGUCAGAAAGAUUACCGCGAGAGGAAUGCGUGGAUUCUGCAACUGCGACGUCUGAAUCGCUAUCGAAAGAUAUACAUCCAGGAGAAUGGAGUUCAGGCGUUCCGAGAGCGCUUUGUGUCGCGCCUCUCGCGGUCGUCACGCCAAGCUAUUCCGAAGGGCUAUCUGCUCGAAGACCACGACGAUGAGGUCCUCGAGCCAAUCUAUACGUACUAUCAUCACCCGCCCCCUCUGUAA
Schizophyllum commune H4-8 is the source of this 378-nucleotide messenger RNA. RefSeq lists its product as uncharacterized. The record is from RefSeq and is a predicted model, not a curated record. Lineage: Eukaryota; Fungi; Basidiomycota; Agaricomycetes; Agaricales; Schizophyllaceae. The transcript is spliced from 3 exons. The coding region runs from base 1 to 378 and encodes 125 amino acids.